AUGGUCAGCCCGGUGAUGAGCAUGGUCUGCCUUUCCAAGGUGCUUAUCGACAGAGGCAGUGGCCUCAACAUCAUCUUCUCCAAGACACCAGAGAGCAUGGGCCCUGACAUGACUUCUCUGGUCCUGACCCAGGAAGACUUCUACAGAAUCAUCCCAGGCUCCGGCUCGACCCCCGUCGGCCAAGUGACCCUUCCUGUCACCUUUGGAACCCGAGAGAACUCCCGAACAGAGCAUCUUCACUUUGAGGUGGCGUUAUUUGAAACCUCAUGCCACGCAAUCCGAGGGAGGCCCGCCCUCGCCAGGUUCAUACCGAUCCCCAACCACACAUAUCUUGUCUUCAAGAUGCCGGCACCGAACGGAGUCAUCUCCAUCUACGGUGACCUGAAGGCAUCUCACUCCUUCAAGACUGAGAAUAUCAACCUCUCUGAAGAAUUGGAGCUGUCCAAGAAUGCAGUCUUAGUAGCCGAGUCGGCAAAGAAGAUUCCUCCCGAGGAUCUCACCAUCCCAAAAAAUGACUCGCUGCCGAUUCACAGCUGA
Messenger RNA from Panicum hallii, 537 nucleotides. RefSeq lists its product as uncharacterized. Bases 1 to 537 code for a protein of 178 amino acids. The record is from RefSeq and is a predicted model, not a curated record. The transcript has a single exon. NCBI's taxonomy places the organism in Eukaryota, Viridiplantae, Streptophyta, Magnoliopsida, Poales, Poaceae.